AUGGCGGAUGUGCCGGCGCCGAGCUUCGCGGCGCUAGGCAUCUCACCGACACUUGUGCGGGCACUCAAGAUGCUUUCGAUCACGACGCCGAUGCCCAUUCAAGCUGCGACGAUCCCUGCGAUCCUCGAGGGCCGCGACGUGAUCGGUGGCGCACAGACGGGUUCCGGCAAGACGCUUGCCUUUGCGCUGCCGAUCCUGCACACGCUCAUGAAGGAGAUGGCUGGCGGCUACGCGGUCGUCCUCACACCGACGCGUGAGCUCGGUGUGCAGCUGCAUGAGCAGUUUCUCGCGGUCGGACAGGGCAGCCGCAUGGGCCUGCGGUGUGCGCUCGUGCUGGGCGGCAUGGACAUGACGCGCCAGGCCAACGAGCUCGCCGAGCAGCGGCCGCACGUUAUUGUGGCGACUCCGGGGCGGCUCAUGGACUUGCUGUCCAGCGGUGCAGCGCAGGAAUGGGGCCUGGAGCGGUGCAAGUACCUCGUGCUGGACGAGGCGGACCGUCUCCUAUCGGCGACGUUUGCGCCCGCGCUCGCGUACCUGUUUUCCGUGCUGCCGCCGCCGCGUAUGCGCCAGACGCUCCUAUUCACAGCUACACUCACGCCGGAAAUUGAGCGGCUCACGCAGAAAGAGCCCGAGGCGGGCAAACUGCCGCCGCUGCUGCGCAAGAUUGAGAUGGAUACCGCCACGCCCGCGACACUGACGCAGCAGUACCUGCUUGUGCCCUCGCACAUGCGCGAGCCCUACCUGGUGCACCUGCUGCACGACCCGCCGUGCUGGAGCGACUCGGCACCGACGGCGCAUGCGGCGCCGUCGGACGUGUACCGCCCGCGAGGCCGGAGCCAUGCGCCGGCGAAGGACGCGGCGCCGACCGAUGCGCCGCGCGUCCCCUUUACGAUCAUCUUUGCGGCGCGGUGCAAGACGGUCGAGCUGCUCUCGCGCAUGCUCACGGAGCUCGGCCUGCCGAAUGCGUCUCUGCACUCGAUGCUGCCACAGUCGAAGCGCCUCGCGCACCUGCAGCUCUUCCGCGCGCGGCGUGUGCCGAUUCUCGUGUCGACCGACGUCGGCAGUCGCGGCCUAGACGUGCCGGACGUGGAGCUCGUGGUCAACUGGGACGUGCCGGCGGCGUGGGAAGACUAUGUGCACCGUGUGGGCCGUACGGCCCGCAAGGGGCAGCGGGGCUGGGCGGUGAGUUUUGUGACGGAGCACGACGUGCGCCUCGUGCAGGCCAUCGAGGACAAAAUCCAACACACACUCGAGGAGCUCGAGAUGCCCGAGGCACAGGUGCUCGAGCGGCUCUCGCAGGUGUCCGCGGCGAAGCGCGUCGCGUCGAUGGUGCGUGGCUUUGACUGA
This is a messenger RNA of Malassezia sympodialis ATCC 42132, 1347 nucleotides long. RefSeq names its product ATP-dependent RNA helicase DBP8 (gene DBP8). Gene Ontology annotation, cellular component: cytosol. Gene Ontology annotation, molecular function: RNA helicase activity; nucleic acid binding; ATP binding. Lineage: Eukaryota; Fungi; Basidiomycota; Malasseziomycetes; Malasseziales; Malasseziaceae. The record is from RefSeq and is a predicted model, not a curated record.